UGUUUUGACGUCAUGGGAUGACGUGCCCCGCCUUCUUUCAACCCCUUUGCCCCCGAGAUCUCGUGGAAGGAGUGCCUGCAUCCUCUCGCGAGAGUUUCUCAGUCGAGUGUCCGAUUCCAGGACAGCGAGAGCGAUCCGGGGGCGCUGGGGUGAGUUUGUAAACAUCCCGUUACUGCCCGACCGACACAAAUACAGGAGCGACACCCACUUUUACCCGCCAGUAAGGGCGCCGUGAGCGUCGUGAGCCGGGAUCCGAGCCGAGCUGACAAGUAAAGUGCUACUCGUUUUGGGGAGAAAAAAACAAUGGGUGAUGACCGACCCUUCGUGUGCAGCGCACCAGGAUGUGGGCAGCGGUUCACGAACGAGGACCACUUGGCCGUUCACAAACACAAACACGAGAUGACGCUGAAGUUCGGACCUGCCAGAACAGACUCUGUUAUAAUCGCUGACCAGACCCCCACGCCCACCCGCUUCCUGAAGAACUGCGAGGAGGUGGGUCUGUUCAACGAGCUGGCCAGCUCCUUCGAGCAGGAGUUCAGGAAGGCCACGGAGGACGAUGAGAGCAAGCGCGUGAAAGUCACGCCCGGGGCGCUGGGCGUGACGUUGGCUUUGACCCCAGACGUGAAGGUGAAGAAGGAGGAGUCAGUGGAGGUUGAUGACUCCUCCCCUCCAGACAGCCCCCGGUCCUUCUCCAGCAUGUCGGACAGCGAGGACGCAGAGGAGGUGCCCCCGAAGCCUGUGCUGAACUCUGCCCCCACCCCCACGAUCGUGCGGCCGGGGUCCCUGCCGCUGCACCUGGGGUACGACCCCCUGAACCCCACACUGCCCUCCCCCACCUCCGUCAUCACACAGACACCGCCCUCCAACAGGCAGCUUGGGUCACCCUCAGGCCCGUACUCAGUCCUGAUGCAGCUGCCGAAUGGACAAGCCAUGCCACUCCCGGGACCCCCUGUGCAGAUGACCUCAGUCAUAUCGCUGGCCCGGCCCAUCUCAAUGGUUCCCAAUAUCCCGGGGAUCCCUGGCCCUCCUAUGAACAGUAGCAGCGGCCCGACGUCUCCCAUUGGCAUGCACGUACCCUCCGAGGCCAAGAUGCGGCUGAAGGCUGCCCUCUCGCACCAGGUUCCCGCUUCCCUGAACGGAGCGCUGAUGAUGGGGUCAGCGAGCAGCAUGGGGCCGUCCAGACAGGAGCAGAGCCAGCUGCUGGUGCAGCAACCGGAUGCACCCUCCCCGGUACAGCCACAGGUGUCCCCAGCCCAGCCCACGGGAGGGAGGCGGCGCCGGACCGCGGAGGAUGACCCAGACGAGCGGAGGCAGCGCUUCUUGGAGCGGAACCGGGCCGCGGCCUCGCGCUGCCGCCAGAAACGCAAAGUCUGGGUGAACUCUCUGGAGAAGAAGGCAGAGGAGCUGUCCGGCAUGAACGUGCAGCUCUCCAACGAAGUGUCACUGUUGAGAAACGAAGUGUCUCAUCUGAAGCAGCUCCUGCUGGCCCACAAAGAUUGCCCUGUCACCACCCUGCAGAAGAAAGUCUACAUGGGAGGAGAGGAGAGCCCGAAGGACAUGACGGAGCCCACGGCGUCCCCCGCCCCCGUCAUCCAGCACAGCUCCAUGAGCCCCCACGCCCCCAACGGCAUGAGCACCCGCGAGGCGGCCGAGGCUCUCGCCAUGUCCGUGCUGGCAGGCAUGGGCAACGCCCCUCGCCCCGCCCACGUCAUCAUGGCCCCACAGUCCCAGUCUGCCGGCAGAUGAUGGUGAAGAAGUGAAGGGAGCCCUAGAAGUAACCGACACAGCGAGAGACUGAGGGGGGAGG
Acipenser ruthenus (sterlet) is the source of this 1807-nucleotide messenger RNA. RefSeq names its product cyclic AMP-dependent transcription factor ATF-7. NCBI's taxonomy places the organism in Eukaryota, Metazoa, Chordata, Actinopteri, Acipenseriformes, Acipenseridae. Gene Ontology annotation, biological process: regulation of transcription by RNA polymerase II. The record is from RefSeq and is a predicted model, not a curated record. Bases 304 to 1746 code for a protein of 480 amino acids. The transcript has 12 exons. Gene Ontology annotation, molecular function: DNA-binding transcription factor activity, RNA polymerase II-specific; cAMP response element binding.